UGGUACAUAUGGGGGGCCCCCUGGUGGCGGAGGUCCUCCAGGAACACCGAUAAUGCCAAGUCCAGCAGAUUCCACAAAUUCCAGUGACAACAUGUACACAAUGAUUAAUCCCGUUCCACCUGGAGGAAGCCGGUCAAAUUUCCCACUGGGGCCUGGCUCUGAAGGUCCCAUGGGUGGAAUGGGCGGAAUUGAGCCACUUCAUAUGAAUGGAUCAUUAGGAUCAGGCGAUAUGGACGGGAUCCCUAAGAAUUCUCCCAACAACAUGAGCAGCAUUACCAAUCCUCCAGGCACUCCAAGGGAUGAUGGUGAAUUAGGAGGCAAUUUUCUUCACUCCUUCCAAAAUGAUAACUAUUCCCCCAGCAUGACGAUGAGCGUGUGAUUUUUCUCCUUCCCCCUUCUCCAGGAUCAGAAUGAUGAGACAGCUGCCCUUUGGAAGAUUAAAGAACGUAUGCAAGAAGCAGUUCAACGUGU
Leucoraja erinaceus (little skate) is the source of this 471-nucleotide messenger RNA. RefSeq names its product single-stranded DNA-binding protein 3-like. The transcript is spliced from 7 exons. Gene Ontology annotation, cellular component: nucleus. The coding region runs from base 53 to 379 and encodes 108 amino acids. Gene Ontology annotation, biological process: positive regulation of transcription by RNA polymerase II. NCBI's taxonomy places the organism in Eukaryota, Metazoa, Chordata, Chondrichthyes, Rajiformes, Rajidae. The record is from RefSeq and is a predicted model, not a curated record.